AUGAACAUCCGGCCAGCAAGGACCAGCGACUUCAUGGGCAUGCAGGCGUGCAACCUGCAGAAUCUCCCCGAGAACUACGACAUGAGGUUAUAUCUGUACUACGCUGUGCGAUGGCCCCAGCUAUCGUACGUUGCGGAGGACAACAAGGGACGGAUCGUCGCGUACGUACUGGCCAGGAUGGACGAGGACGUCCAGCCGGGCGAAGAGCCGCACGGACACGUCUCCUCUAUUUCUGUCCUUCGAUCUUAUCGUCGCCUUGGACUGGCGAAGAAAUUGAUGGUACAAUCCCAGGAAGCAAUGGCGACGAUAUAUCGUGCAGCAUCUGUGUCUCUGCACGUGCGUAAAUCGAACCGAGCGGCUAUCAAUCUGUACAGGGAUACCCUGGGGUUCCAGGUGAAGGAAAUUGAGAAAGGUUACUAUGCAGAUGGAGAGGAUGCAUUUGCCAUGCACCUGUCAUUGAAGGAUGCCACGAAGUAA
Molecule: messenger RNA, 477 nt
Organism: Laetiporus sulphureus 93-53
Lineage: Eukaryota; Fungi; Basidiomycota; Agaricomycetes; Polyporales; Laetiporaceae
Product: acyl-CoA N-acyltransferase
Exons: 6
Coding region: 1-477 (158 amino acids)
Biological process (GO): N-terminal peptidyl-glutamic acid acetylation
Cellular component (GO): NatA complex
Molecular function (GO): protein N-terminal-serine acetyltransferase activity; protein-N-terminal-glutamate acetyltransferase activity
Source: RefSeq, a predicted model, not a curated record